AUGGCGCAACAUCUUCGCGUAUGGAGGUCCCGCGCGGUUCCGUGGUGUUGCUCUUUUAGCGCAAAAGCUCGCUCGUUCCCCGCCACUCCUUCCCCCAAUUUUCCAGGCGAGUACUUGCACGCUAAGAUCGUGACAUCUCAAGUACCGGGUCCCAAGUCGCAGCAGCGAUUGGAGCGUCUCGCGACGCUCCAGAACACGGGCGCUGUCACCUUUUUCGCAGAUUACGCCGCCAGUAAAGGCAAUUACUUAGUGGAUAUUGAUGGCAAUCGCUUCCUCGAUGUGUACGGACAGAUCGCUUCUCUCCCCAUUGGCUACAACCACCCUAAGAUCCUCGACGCCAUGAGCGACAAGACAAAUCUGGCCAUGCUGGCUCAGCGUCCAUGUCUCGGCGUGUUUCCACCCGCCGAUUGGGUGGACCGCAUCGACAGGACGCUGCUAAAAGUGGCUCCAAAAGGACUUACGGACGUCAACACGCUCAUGUGUGGCUCGUGCUCCAAUGAAAAUGCCUACAAGGCGGUGUUUAUAUGGUUCCAAACCAAGCUAAGGGGAGGGCGAUCACCAUCUGAGCGUGAGCUGGAGACGAGCAUGAUGCACCAAUUGCCAGGGACACCAAACCUGAGCAUCUUAUCGUUCCAGGGAGGGUUUCAUGGACGUCUCAUGGGCUGUUUAUCGACGACACAUUCAAAGGCGAUACAUAAGGUGGACGUGCCAGCGUUUGACUGGCCAGUCGCGCCGUUUCCCAAGUUGAGAUACCCUCGAGAUGUCCAUCAAGUAGCCAAUGAAGCGGAGGAAGCGCGUUGCUUGGGUGAGGUCGAGAGGUUGCUUAAGUAUAGUGCUGAGGUGACCAAGCCGGACGACAUGCGCAUUGCUGGAAUGAUCGUCGAGCCAAUUCAAGCUGAAGGAGGAGACAACUACGCAAGUCCUGCGUUCUUUCGUCAUCUCCGCGACAUGGCUGCAGCUUAUGAUGUGGCGUUCAUCGUGGACGAGGUCCAAACGGGUGGUGGUAGCACUGGCAAAUUCUGGGCACAUGAGCAUUGGAAGCUCACGAACCCGCCUGACCUCGUCACUUUCAGCAAGAAGAUGCAGACGGGAGGGUACUAUGCGAAGGAAGCGUUUCGCGUCAAGGAAGGCUACCGCAUCUUUAACACGUGGAUGGGAGAUCCCGCAAAGAUGAUUACUCUCGAGGCAGUUCUUGAGGUUGUUCUGGAUGAUAACCUAUUGGAGAAUGUCAACAUCACAGGCGACUUUCUGAAGACCGGACUGAAAAAUAUUGCUGCCGAGUUUCCGGCUCUGGUGUCAAACGUGCGUGGCCAGGGCACCUACUUGGCGAUUGACUUUCCGACCGAAGCUGUGCGCAAUGAAUUUGUGAGUCUAAUGAAGACAAAGGGUGUCGUAUCGGGUGGCUGUGGGGCCACGUCAGUUCGAUUCCGGCCUGCAUUGGUCUUCCAGCCGAAACAUGCAGCAGAAUACCUGGACAAGAUGUACGAGGUGUGCAAAGAUCUUGUACAUACGUAG
Messenger RNA from Peronospora matthiolae, 1515 nucleotides. The record is from the annotation of a GenBank genome assembly. NCBI's taxonomy places the organism in Eukaryota, Oomycota, Peronosporomycetes, Peronosporales, Peronosporaceae.